AUGCCUGCCGACUGGAAGUCCAUCGAGAACAUCGAGCGUCUCUGCGCUGCCAUCAUCGCCUCCAACGGUGGUAAAGUCGACAAUCAAGCUGUUGCCCGUUACUUCAACGAGACGUUUGACGCCAUCGAGAACCGCACUCGCCUCUACAAGAAAGCCGCUCAGAAGCUCGUCGAGGAAGCCGAAGCCGCUGGUCGUAUGGAUCAAAACAUGAAAAAGAGUGCUGCUGGCGGCAGCAAGAAGUCCACUGCCACUCCCAAGAAAGGCACCGCUGCUACUCCUGACUCUGCAGCUGUCAAAUCCGGUCGCGUCACCAAGCGUGCUCCCAAGACUCCUUCCAAGCUCAAGCGUGCUGAGACUGAUGACGAGGAUGAGGACGAGGAGAUGACAGGUACCGCUCCUGCUGUCAAGGAUGAGGAGGUCUAG
Molecule: messenger RNA, 423 nt
Organism: Aureobasidium namibiae CBS 147.97
Lineage: Eukaryota; Fungi; Ascomycota; Dothideomycetes; Dothideales; Saccotheciaceae
Exons: 3
Coding region: 1-423 (140 amino acids)
Source: RefSeq, a predicted model, not a curated record